AUGACUGAAUCAGAGGCUGCCACUGCUGCAAGUCCACCGCGCUUUUCGGGUCACAGCAAGGCCGCUGUUGACAUAUAUUCCAGCCAAUCGUGCUGUAAUUCCGGUCUAGCUGAUUGUCAGACUGAUGGAUCACGGGAGCUCGUCAUUCAUGAGCUCAAAUCCAAGCGCAAACCUUCAGCUGCUGCGCUGAGACGGCGCAUGGCAAAUCAGAUUCCGGAGGAGAUUACAAAGAACGCAGAGCUGACAAAGGCCAUUGAGCAGCUGCCGUGGAAUUACAACUUUGAGAUUCGCAAGACUGUGUGGCGGAUUCGCCAGGCUGGCAGCAAGCGCGUGGCGCUGCAGUUUCCUGAAGGCCUGCUGCUUUACGCUUGCGUCAUCUCUGACAUCAUCGAGCGAUUCACAGGUGCCGACAGUAUUAUUCUUGGUGAUGUGACGUACGGCGCCUGUUGCGUGGACGAUCUUAGCGCGCUUGCACUAGGAGCAGACUUUAUGGUACAUUACGGCCACAGUUGUCUCGUUCCGAUUGAUGUCACGUCGAUCAAGAUGCUUUAUGUGUUUGUGGAUAUUGCCAUCGACGUCGAUCAUCUCAUGGACUGCAUGAAGUUGACUUUUGCGCCCGACACCAAGCUUGCUCUGAUGGGCACAAUACAGUUCAGCAGCUCCAUCCAUGUCAUUUCUUCACGGCUCAAAGAUUAUUUUGCAAGUAUGGUCGUGCCUCAGGUCAAGCCAUUGUCUCCUGGCGAGGUUUUGGGCUGCACAUCUCCUAUCAUUGAGGGAGUUGACGCCCUCGUAUUCAUUGCUGACGGCCGCUUUCAUCUCGAGUCGGCGAUGAUCAUGAAUCCAAACCUAAAAGCGUACCGCUAUGAUCCUUACCCAAAGCUCCUUACGCUCGAGAAGUACGAUCUGUCACAAAUGAUGGAAAUCCGUCGUACUGCUAUCGAGCAGGCCAUGGGGGCCAAGACGUUUGGAGUCGUGCUUGGAACGCUAGGGCAUCAGGGUAACCCGGUGAUUCUCGAUCACGUGAAGCAGCUGCUUGAGCAAAGCGGUAAGAAAUAUUUCGUGCUUCUGCUAUCCGAGCUAUUUCCUGACAAGCUUGCUCGGUUCAAGGACGUUGACGCAUGGAUCCAGAUUGCAUGUCCGCGACUGUCGAUUGAUUGGGGCUACGCGUUUCCGAAGCCAUUGCUUACUGCGUAUGAAGCCGAAGUGUGCUUAGAGAAAACACACUGGAGAGAAGGGUCGUAUCCAAUGGACUUUUAUGCCAAAGGAAGUGGUCCAUGGACAAAUUAUUACGACGGCAAGAAACAAACUGCUGCAUAA
Molecule: messenger RNA, 1317 nt
Organism: Peronospora belbahrii
Lineage: Eukaryota; Oomycota; Peronosporomycetes; Peronosporales; Peronosporaceae
Source: the annotation of a GenBank genome assembly